AUGAAGAUCAGUCAAAAGGUCCAGCACUCCCAAUCUCAGGGCAAGGUUUGGUGGUCUUUUGAGUAUUUCCCUCCUCGGACAGCCCAGGGCCUCCAAAAUCUUCUAGAUCGUAUAGAGCGCAUGCGGGGCUUGGGCCCUGAAUUCGUGGAUAUCACCUGGAAUGCAGGAGGGAGAACAUCAGAAUUAACGUCCGAGCUGGUAAAGACUUGCCAGGGCACACUGGGCAUCGAGACCUGCAUGCAUUUGACGUGCACGAACAUGCCUAUGGAAAAGGUCGACAUCGCGCUCCGUGAAGCGAAGGAGCAUGGGUGCCGGAAUAUCCUUGCUCUCCGGGGCGAUCCUCCGGCAGGUAAGGAGGAAUGGGAAGCUGUUGAGGGUGGCUUUGUCCACGGUAUCGACCUUGUCAAGCACAUCCGCAAGAAUUAUGGCGACUACUUCGAUAUUGCAAUUGCCGGAUUCCCUCAAUACCACCUUCUUCCUCCCGAAGAACGCGAUGCAGAGAUGCGUUACCUCAAGGAGAAGGUUGAUGCCGGGGUCAACUUCAUCAUGACUCAAAUGUUCUACGAUGUCGAUCUCUUCAUUGAUUGGGUGAAGGCCGUUCGUGCUGCAGGCAUCACUAUCCCCAUCGUCCCUGGAGUCGCGCCCGUACAAACGUGGAACGGGUUCCUAAAGUCAACGAACCUAGCCAAGACACAAAUUCCCCAGUCGUUUAUGGAUGUGCUGGAGCCUCACAAGAAUAAUGAUGAGAAAGUUCGAGAGAUUGGGACGAAACUUGUCGCUGAGAUGUGUCGCAAGAUCUUGGCCGCGGAUAUUGGCAUUCGUGGAAUUCACUUCUACACUAUGAACCUCGAGAAAGCAACAAAAAUGCUACUGGAGGAGCUCAAUCUUGUGCCUCGUGUGGAGACAGUCAAACCAUUGCCGUGGAGACAAUCCCUCACUCCGAGUAGAAGGAACGAGACAAUCCGCCCGAUCUUCUGGGCUAACCGGGCGAAGUCAUACCUUUCUCGUACUGAAAACUGGGAUGAGUUUCCCAACGGCCGUUUUGGAGACUCUCGUAGUCCUGCCUAUGGUGAACUGGACGGCUACGGCGUAUCGCUCAAGCACUCCGUAAAGGAAGGUCUCAAGCUGUGGGGUGAACCAUCAACGUUCGGCGAUGUCACAAAGCUGUUCAGUCGUUUCUGCUACAAGGAACUAAACGCCCUUCCGUGGUCGGACCAGGCUGCUGCGACGGAAACAUCAAUUAUCUCCAAUCAACUGGCACGCAUAAACGAACUCGGAUUCCUCACCAUCAACUCCCAGCCCGCCGUAAAUGGUGCCCGUAGUGACGAUCCCGACGUUGGUUGGGGGCCCAGCAACGGCUACGUCUACCAGAAGGCAUACUUGGAGUUUUUCGUUGGCCCCAAACUCCUCGACCUCCUGAUCUCUCACAUUGAGCAGGACAUCAAUAUCACCUACUAUGUCAUCAACAGGCAAGGCGACUUACGCACGAACAACCACUCUGAGGGACCCAACGCUGUGACAUGGGGCGUCUUCCCUGGUAAGGAGAUCAUCCAGCCCACUAUCGUGGAGGCAAUCAGUUUCAUGGCCUGGAAGGACGAGGCCUAUGAGCUCGGUAUGAAGUGGGCGGACAUCUACCAGAAGGACAGUCAAGCUCACAAGACCAUUACUGGCAUUAUGGGAACGUCCUACCUUGUGAAUGUUGUACACAAUGACUUCAAAGAUCCUGAAGCCAUCUUCCAGCCCUUUUUUAAGGCUGGCGAGGAGUACGCCAAAUCUCACGCCGAUGGCUCUCCAGUGCAUGACGGCGUCCCUAACUAA
Coniophora puteana RWD-64-598 SS2 is the source of this 1818-nucleotide messenger RNA. RefSeq names its product methylenetetrahydrofolate reduct. Gene Ontology annotation, cellular component: cytosol. The transcript is spliced from 8 exons. The coding region runs from base 1 to 1818 and encodes 605 amino acids. Gene Ontology annotation, molecular function: methylenetetrahydrofolate reductase [NAD(P)H] activity; FAD binding. The record is from RefSeq and is a predicted model, not a curated record. Lineage: Eukaryota; Fungi; Basidiomycota; Agaricomycetes; Boletales; Coniophoraceae. Gene Ontology annotation, biological process: tetrahydrofolate interconversion.